Messenger RNA from Symsagittifera roscoffensis, 1928 nucleotides. Its product is annotated as methanethiol oxidase-like. Gene Ontology annotation, molecular function: selenium binding. The coding region runs from base 240 to 1661 and encodes 473 amino acids. The record is from RefSeq and is a predicted model, not a curated record. NCBI's taxonomy places the organism in Eukaryota, Metazoa, Xenacoelomorpha, Acoela, Convolutidae. The transcript is spliced from 10 exons.
UGCAAAAUUCGCCCAUAAAGUUAUUUAGUAACAUCUACUUCAGAUAUCACGCUGGAACUAUGCAUACAAUAAAUUGACCAUUCAGUUAGAAAACUUGAUGGUAGUCUCGGUCUUUCACAGCAUGAUUUUUUGAUAUAGAUCUAUUACACUCAAUCAAACCAUCCAAAAAGAGUUUUUUUAUUAAGCAAUUGAAAACCAAACUAUAAAGUCAGAACAAAUAAAAACAGGAAAAACACAAGAUGCCGACGACGUGCUGCAAGGGCCCUGGAUUCCCUACUCCGAAGGAUGCGGCGACGAAAGGGGAGAGGGAGAGGUUGUUGUACGUGGUGUGUGUCCGAAAGAGUGAGGGAGGGGACGAAGCUACCCCCGACUACAUCGCAACUGUCGACGUCGACCCCCAGUCGUCCACCUACUGUAAAGUGAUCCAUCGGGUGAUGAUGCCGAAUGCGGAUGAUGAGUUGCACCACACGGGGUGGAAUGCCUGCAGCAGCUGCUUCGAGGACUCCUCCCAGGCCAGAAGGUUCCUGGUGUGUCCGGCUGUGAACACCUCGAGAGUCAACAUCCUCGACGUCAACACAGACCCGAGGGCGCCCACUCUCUACAAGGUGGUAGGUCCUGAAGUUCUGGAGUCAGUUGACAGGACAAAUCCACACACUGUACACUGUCUGGGGUCAAAGCAGGUCAUGCUCAGCACCAUGGGUGACAAGAAGGGAAACGGAAAAGGUGGAUUUGUUCUGCUGGACAACGAGAAUUUUGAAUUGGACGGAGUGUGGGAGGCGGAGGGGGAGACGACUCCAUUUGGGUAUGACUUCUGGUACCAGCCCAGACACAAUGUCAUGAUAUCGACCGAGUGGGGAGCCAUGACGUACGCACUCAAAGGAUUUAACCCCGAGCAUGUGGCAAACGGCUUUUAUGGUUCGUCUCUGCACGUUUGGGACUGGGAAAAAAGGACAAAGGUCAAGACGAUUGACCUCGGAACCACAGAUGGCAUGAUGCCACUGGAGAUCCGCUUUUUCCACGAACCCACCCGUGCAGAGGCAUUCGUGGGCUGUGCCCUCAGUGGAACUGUGUUCUACAUCUACAAAGACCAGGAAGGAGAGUGGCGAGCGGAUAAGGUGAUCUCGGUGGGUGCACUGAGCGUGGAGGGGUGGGCGUUGCCCCAGAUGCCAGCUGUCAUCUCUGACAUCCUCAUCUCAAUGGACGAUCGAUUCCUCUUCUUCAGCUGCUGGAUGCUGGGAGAACUCAGACAGUAUGACGUCAGCGACCCAUUACAUCCUAAACUAGUCGGAAAGGUGCGAAUCGGGGGGAUCCCAUCAUGCUCGCCUGGACUUAAAGUACUUGACGAGGGAGUGGAACCCUAUGAGGAGACAGUGGUCAAUGGGAAAAAGAUUGUAGGAGCUCCUCAGAUGAUCCAGCUGUCACUUGAUGGAAAGAGGAUGUAUGUGUCCACGUCUCUCAUCAGUGCAUGGGACAAUCAGUUCUACCCAGGCCUCUCCAAGAAAGGGGGAGAUAUUCUGCAGGUGAGUGUGAAUACAGAGGAAGGGGGGCUGAGAUUGGACCCCUCGUUCCACGUGGAUCUCAGUGGGGAGCCAGGGGGACCGAGUGUGGCACAUGAGAUGCGCUAUCCGGGGGGAGAUUGCAGUUCAGAUAUCUGGCUCUAAUCUGACCUCUCGAUCACCGGCAAAAAAUCCUUAUUGAACCAGAAUUGUAUCUGAAAUACAAACUCUGAAACAAAUAAAUUUUCUACAAUGAAUUGAAAUCAAAAGCUGAAUAAUUUACUGAUAAUUUGUUAAUUUGUACAAUAAUUAUUUAAGGAAAAAUCCUGGUAGCUAUCGUUAUGAUUGACACCAUAAAUCAUGAAAAGUGAAGAAGAUACUUUUCAUAUUAGUUCGUAUAUUUUAUAUUGUAUGAAUUCAAUCGCAACAAAA